Mercurialis annua (annual mercury) is the source of this 712-nucleotide messenger RNA. RefSeq names its product uclacyanin-2-like. The transcript has 2 exons. NCBI's taxonomy places the organism in Eukaryota, Viridiplantae, Streptophyta, Magnoliopsida, Malpighiales, Euphorbiaceae. The record is from RefSeq and is a predicted model, not a curated record. Gene Ontology annotation, molecular function: electron transfer activity. Bases 25 to 585 code for a protein of 186 amino acids. Gene Ontology annotation, cellular component: plasma membrane.
AUUUGCCACCUUCAUACUAAACAAAUGGCAGCGUCAAGUGCUUUCUUAUUUCUUCUGCUAGCAAUUCCGGCAGUCUACGGUGCUCAGCACAUCGUCGGAGGCAGCUCCGGAUGGACCAAUUUCGGAGUAGAUUACGACACUUGGGCUGCUGGUGAAACUUUCACUGUUGGUGACACUCUUGUGUUCACCUACGGUAGCAACCACCAAGUAGCUGAAACAAAUGAGGGCGACUAUAACAGUUGCAGUUCCAGUAACGCCAUUGCAACCCACUCCGGCGGAAGCACCACAGUUACCUUAUCCAAAUCAGGACCAAAGUAUUUCAUUUGUCCGACCGGCGGUCACUGCGGCAGUGGCAUGAAACUCUCAGUUAAUGUUAUGGAUGCCAGCACCACCCCCGGCACCACUCCGGCCACUCCUACUCCUUCUGGUGGCAACACCACCCCUACUCCAGAGGCUGGCACCCCACCUUCUACAACUUCGUCGCGACCACCUCCACCGUCCGGUAAUGGGGCCGAUAGCCUAGUUCGGAAUUUGAUGGUUGGUGCUUUGGUUGUGUUUGGAUCCACUGUUACAUUAAUGUGCUAGGGGAGAGGCAGUGCUGCUAUGUUUUGAUGUUGUCACGUUCGAUUGUGUGUUGAUCAAAUUGUGUGUGUUUUUAGUUUUUAUUAUUGUACAAGAGAUUCUUAGAAUAAUCAAUGAAUUUUACUCAUAA